UGGAACUACACAGGCGUUGUCCUCCGCUGGCCAGAAACCACGUCAUCGGCCACGUGGCACCGGAUGGCGCCGCUGCUGCGGGAGCUGGCGAAGCAGCUCGCCUCGCCGAGUCGCGCUCUCAGCUUGGGUGUCGCGCUGCGCCAGGACAACUUGGGUGCAGACAUGGAGCGCGUCGCCGCCAAGCUCGGCGAGACGUACCUGUUCCUCUUGCCACCCACCGUGGUUAACACUAACCCCCUCGCGCUACGCUACUACAGCCAGAGAACCUUGGCCGCCUUGGGCGAUCUCAACCUACGCUUCUUGAGCCGUAGCCUGCGAGGCCGCCAGUGUUACCUGUUCCCUGCGGACACUUACACUUACCGGAUAAAGCCGCCCGACACGACGCACUCCCUCGGACCGGGCGUCCAAGGUCCCAGGACCAAUCGCGCCGGACGCAUGGCGUACUUCGAGACGUGCCCGAUGGCGGACUCGUACUCGAAGCUGUUCACGGACUACGGCGUCGAGGCGCUCUUCAACGAUUCCUUCCUGGUGUACACGGAACCGCAGUUGCUCGCGCGCUUCGCCGACUACAUGCACCAGUCCCUUUCGGCCACUUGCAUGGGCGUCUGGAACCCGCACAUGGACGACUUCGGCGGCGUGUGUGGUUACGGAGUGUACCCUCUCUGCGGCGCCCUCUUCCGCUACUACAACGACACCCACGAGUAGUGUCCAGUGGGCGCCAGGACAUGAAGGACCAUUGUCAUAUGAUUUUACUUUGAAUACAUGAAUACUUUUUAGUGAACGAUAGGGAUCAUUUAUGCUUACGCCUGGUCAUUGCGGCAUCUACACAUACUUAGCAUACAUGAUAGCGAUGUCUAUUUAUUCCCGAUGAC
Molecule: messenger RNA, 872 nt
Organism: Rhipicephalus microplus (southern cattle tick)
Lineage: Eukaryota; Metazoa; Arthropoda; Arachnida; Ixodida; Ixodidae
Source: RefSeq, a predicted model, not a curated record